This is a messenger RNA of Erigeron canadensis, 2066 nucleotides long. RefSeq names its product probable methyltransferase PMT19. The record is from RefSeq and is a predicted model, not a curated record. Gene Ontology annotation, molecular function: methyltransferase activity. Bases 54 to 1889 code for a protein of 611 amino acids. NCBI's taxonomy places the organism in Eukaryota, Viridiplantae, Streptophyta, Magnoliopsida, Asterales, Asteraceae. The transcript is spliced from 5 exons. Gene Ontology annotation, cellular component: endosome; trans-Golgi network; cytoplasm.
AUUCACUUACACGCACAUUUGUACACCUUCCAUUUUCACACACUAAAAAAAAAAUGUCAAAACUCUCACCAUUACCACCCCCUCCAGCACACCAAAAUCCUCUCAAAAACCCCUUAAUUAGACUGUUUUGUAUCUUGAUCAUAUGUACAUCUUUUUAUAUUCUUGGAUCAUACAAAUCUACCAUUAAACCCACACCAAAAUUCCAAGAAAACUGCUUAAAUCACACCAAGUUCACAACUUUAACACACCAAAACACUCGCCACUCACUAGACUUUCAAACCCAUCACACAAUCCCUCUGCCACCACUAAAUUCAGUACUAAAAUUCAAGAUUUGCCCACAAAAUUACACCCAUUACUGUCCUUGUCAAGACCCGCAAAGGGAAAGAUUGUUCAAUGUUGAAAAAAUGUUGCAUAGGGAGCGGCAUUGUCCGGUCAGCACCGCAGAGAUUCUGCGGUGUUUGGUCCCUGCACCGGUUGGGUACAAGAAGCCAUUUCCAUGGCCUAAAAGCAGAUCCCAAGCUUGGUUUAGUAAUGUGCCAUUUAAGACACUGACAGAGUCAAAGAAACAGCAGAAUUGGGUCAAACUGGUGGGCGAUCGGCUAAUUUUUCCGGGAGGUGGGACUUCUUUUAAGCAAGGGGUUAAGGGUUAUAUUGAGAUAUUGAAAAAGAUGGUGCCACUAGAAUCUGGUGUUAUCAGGACAGCUCUUGAUACAGGGUGUGGGGUUGCAAGCUUUGGAGACUCCCUAUUGGAUUACAACAUCAUAACUAUGUCUAUAGCUCCAAGGGACAUACAUGAAGCUCAGGUGCAAUUUGCUCUAGAAAGAGGCCUCCCUGCUAUGCUUGGUGUUCUUGGAACCUACAGGCUACCCUACCCAUCAAGAUCAUUUGACUUGGCUCAUUGCUCGCGUUGCCUCGUCCCAUGGACCGAUCACGACGGGUUGUAUCUAAUUGAAAUUGACCGAAUUUUGCGGCCUGGUGGUUAUUGGGUGUUGUCGGGGCCGCCUAUCAAUUGGAGAAAUAAAUACACGGCCUCAGAUGGAACCACCAAGGAUCCUAAGAAAGAACUAAGCCGUUUAGAGGAUCUUGCUAGGCGAUUGUGUUGGAGAAAGAUCAAGGGGAAAGGGCCAAUUGUUGUGUGGCAGAAACCUAUCAAUCACAUUGAAUGCAUCAAAAUGGAGAGAGAUUCGGGAUUUCCCAAAUUUUGUGGUGAGAAUGACGAUCCCGAUAAUGGUUGGUACAGAGAGAUGGAUGCAUGCAUCACUCCUCUACCACAAGUAGAACAUAUGCAGGAUGUCUCUGGGGGUGUCCUUCAAAAAUGGCCUAAAAGGUUGAAUACUGUUCCACCUAGGAUUGGGUUCCUUCAUAAUCUGAAUACAAAAGAUAUCCUUGAUGAUAAUCUGAUAUGGAAACAGAGAGUUUCUGCAUAUGCUAGCGUGCUUAAGUCAAUGUUGACUGGUGGGUAUAGAAAUAUCAUUGACAUGAAUGCUGGGUUAGGUGGGUUUGCAGCUUCCCUUUCUGAGUAUCCAGUUUGGGUUAUGAAUAUAGUUCCUCACGAUGCAGAGAAUAAAACCCUAGGCAUCAUUUAUGAACGCGGCCUAGUAGGAACUUACAUGAAUUGGUGUGAACCUUUUUCAACCUAUCCUAGAUCAUAUGACUUGAUACAUGCUGACAAUGUGUUUAGCUUGUACAUGAAUAAGUGUGACAUAGUCGACAUAUUCAUUGAGAUGUUCAGGAUCAUUAGACCUAAAGGGACAAUCAUAGUAGCAGAUCAUGUAGACAUUGUUGUAAAGAUGAAGGGCCAUGCAGAUCAAAUGGGGUGGCACACUAGACUAUCGGAUACUGAAGCUGGCCCUUUUGGCCCUAGAAAGUUGCUUUUUAUUGAAAUCUAAGUGCAAGAGAUCUACUUAACCACAGAUCAUGUACAUAACACAUGGAUUUAGAGACUCAAAAAAAUGACUGGUGAUUAACAUUCAUAUUAGGCAACAUAUUUAUUACUUGAAAUUUAUGAGAAGUACUAUGUGCAAGGUUUUUUUAGAAAUAAAUAUAUAACAGAGGUGUUUUUGUAA